This is a messenger RNA of Caenorhabditis remanei, 903 nucleotides long. RefSeq lists its product as uncharacterized. The record is from RefSeq and is a predicted model, not a curated record. Lineage: Eukaryota; Metazoa; Nematoda; Chromadorea; Rhabditida; Rhabditidae. Bases 1 to 903 code for a protein of 300 amino acids. The transcript is spliced from 3 exons.
AUGCCUCAAAUCAAGUCAAAUCCAACUUGGGAAGGAAUUCCAGCUGAGUUGAGAAGGGAGAUCAUUAGCAAGAUGAAUGUGUUGGAUAGAUCUGUCAUCCGCUAUGUCACCUUCACCGAUGGCUUUUUCGCUGACUCAUUUCCUUACCAUAUCGACACCCUUGAUAUCUUCACAACCGCCACCGAGCUAUACGUCAAUAUCAAGGAGACCAUUCGUCCCGCCUACAGUAUCCCUAAGAGUCACCGCCUUCCAAAUUUCAUGUGCUUGAUGAAAAGUCGAGGGUUGAGAAUUGAGAAACUGAACAUUUCUUGCGAUCGACAUGGAUUUGGGGCUCAACUUCAGACCAUUGUUGAGGCUAUGAAGGGGAGUGGGAUUCUGAAGAACUCGCUGCUGAUCAAUGAGAUCAUUUUCUACUCGGUGGAGAUGACGUGGACUACUGAUAUUCUGGAGAUGCUCGAGUUUUGCCAAGCUGAAGUUCUGACUAAAAUCUCUAUCAAGACAACACUCACGGAUCAGGUACUUGCUGACAUUUGUAACACCGAGCAGUGGAAUAAGGCGGAUGAGAUCACACUGAGCUACCUUCCGAAUUUAACCUGGUGCAACCCAUUUGACAAUUGGGCUGGAUCUUAUCUUCAAAUUAAUACCCCAGUUCCAGUUCAUAUUACGGAUGCUGGAAUUGAAAAGAUCGCUGAAUUGUAUAGAAAGAAAAGUGGGAGAGCAAAGUUUCUGAUUGGAGAUGCAAGAUGGAUUGGAAUAGGCCCCUCUGUCCACUAUGCCAAACGGACUGCCCAAAAAUCUCUUCUUGAGGUGUACAGUGUCAAUGGAUUUGUCUCUGGAUUGGUUUACCCGAUACCUGCUAAAGAUUUCGACUUCAACCAUGACAGAUUCAAUUUGCUCUAUUAA